CCACUUUGCAAUCUGAACGAUGUCCAUUUUGUGAAAGCCGGUCAGCCGACUAAAGCUUCGUCCCCGUGUCAAGGAAGAUUCAAAGAAAAACAUAAUUUGGGCAGACCCGUCGAUCGCUAGCCAGUUAUCAUCCGAAAGCAAAGUCAAUCUUAUCGUAUGUCCGCUAUCCAGAACCUCCAAACUUUCGACCCAUUUGCAGAUGCAACUAAGGGUAAUGACAGACUCCCAUCUGGGACUGACGACUACAUCCACAUAAGAAUCCAGCAGCGUAACGGCAGGAAGACUCUGACCACGGUCCAGGGCAUAGCCAUUGACUAUGAUAAGAAGAAGCUAGUCAAGGCCUUUAAGAAGAAAUUUGCCUGCAAUGGGACAGUGAUUGAGCACCCAGAGUAUGGGGAAGUAAUUCAGCUGCAAGGUGACCAGCGCAAGAAUAUCUGCACGUUUCUGAUUGAGAUUGGCCUGGCGAAAGAGGAGCAGCUCAAGGUCCACGGAUUCUAGAAGCUCUCAGCAGCCUCAUCUCCCCUGGUCCUGAUACACUACAUGGCCAAAAUUAUGUGGACACCCCUUCAAAUUAGUGGAUUUGGCUAUUUCGGCCACACCCAUUGCUGACCGGUGUAUAAAAUAGAACACGCCAUCCAAUCUCCAUAGACAAACAUUGGCAGUAGAAUGGUCCGUACUGAAGAGCUCAGUGAUUUUCAACGUGGCACCGUCAUAGGAUGCCACCUUUCCAACAAGUCAGUUCGUCAAAUUUCUGCCUUGCUAGAGCUGCCCCGGUCAACUGUAAGUGCUGUUAUUGUGAAGUGGAAACGUCUAGGAGCAACAACGGUUCAGCCGAGAAGUGGCAGGCCGCACAAGCUCACAGAAGGGGAUCGCCAAGUGCUGAAGCAAGUAGCAUGUAAAGAUCGUCUGUCCUCGGUUGCAACACUUACUACUGAGUUCCAAACUGCCUCUGGAAGCAACGUCAGCACAAUAACUGUUCGCCGGGAGCUUCAUGAAAUGGGUUUCCAUGGCCGAGCAGCCGCACACACGCCUCAGAUCACCAUGCGCAAUGCGAAGCGUCGACUGGAGUGGUGUAAAGCUCACCGCCAUUGGACACUGGAGCAGUGGAAACACAUUCUCUGGAGUGAUGAAUCACGCUUCACCAUCUGGCAGUCCGAUGGGCGAAUCUGGGUUUGGCGGAUGCCAGGAGAACGCUACCUGCCCGAAUGCAUAGUGCCAACUGUAAAGUUUGGUGGGGAAGGAAUAAUGGUCUGGGGCUGUUUUUCUUGGUUUGGACUAGGCCCCUUAGUUCCAGUAAAGGGAAAUCUUAACGCUGCAGCAUACAAUGAAAUUCUAGAUGAUUCUGUGCUUCCAACUUUGUGGCAACAGUUUGGGGAAGGCCCUUUCCUGUUUCAGCAUGAUAAUGCCCCCAUGCACAAGGCGAGGUCCGUACAGGACUGGUUUGUUGAGCUCGGUGUGGAAGAACUUGACUGGCCUGCACAGAGCCCUGACCUCAACCCCAUCGAACACCUUUGGGAUGAAUUGGAACGCCGACUGAGAGCCAGGCCUAA
This is a messenger RNA of Oncorhynchus masou masou (cherry salmon), 1550 nucleotides long. Its product is annotated as eukaryotic translation initiation factor 1b-like. The transcript is spliced from 4 exons. Gene Ontology annotation, cellular component: eukaryotic 43S preinitiation complex. Gene Ontology annotation, biological process: translational initiation. NCBI's taxonomy places the organism in Eukaryota, Metazoa, Chordata, Actinopteri, Salmoniformes, Salmonidae. Bases 157 to 498 code for a protein of 113 amino acids. Gene Ontology annotation, molecular function: RNA binding; translation initiation factor activity; ribosomal small subunit binding. The record is from RefSeq and is a predicted model, not a curated record.